UAGCUCAAGAGAUAAAUGAAUUAAAAAUAAUUUUAAAAUCUUUAGCAACAACCGCAGAAAAAUUAGCUAAUGAUCGUUUACACAAACAAAAUGUACUCAAGGAAAUCUUAAACAAUACUGGUAUAGACGUUAGCACCACAAAUGAGCCUGAUAUGCAAACUGUAAAUACGAGUAUAUCAAAUAUAAUAAAGUCAUCUAAAAGUGUUCAGUUUUCCAAUAAACCUAAAAGUGAAAUAGUGUCUGGAAUAAAAAUAAAAAAAGGACCAAAACAUAAACAUUCCAGUAAUUUUAAUUCAAAUCUUGUAAAGAGAAAUACCUCGUAUAAUAUCAUAGACAGUGAAUCUAUAAUAAAAGUAACAGAUAUGACUUUAGCUCCACAAGGGUGCACAGAAUCAACAGUAGAUGAAGCUGUCACUUGCUCAUUACCAAUAUCGAAAUCAGUAUUUAAAUUUGAAAUUGGACCGGAGAAAAAUAAGUUGCUAGCAUACUAUUGUGAUGAAGAAAAAAUGCACAAUAUCUGUCAACAUCACAACCCAUACCGUUCAAUUUCAAAUGGGAAUGGAUGUCAAAAAGUAAAGCAACUUUGUAUGCUUUCAAAAUACAAUCAAGACAUAGGCUGUAAUUAUGAACCAGAGUUUACACCAACAAAUGAUGAUUGCGAGCUGUGUGAUAAUUCCAGUUCAUCCAUUUGUAUAGAUAUUGAUAGUAAUUCGUUUGAUAGAAAAUUAACGAUAAGGCACAAUUCUGGAAUGGGUUUCUGGGAAGGAUGUUUUUACUGUCUGCUGUUAUGGAUACCACUAUUAUUAGUUUCGUGGUUGUUUUAUGUCCAUGUGAUAAGAGAUUUACUCAGGCAAAAAAAUGAUUUACUGCGGAAGUUUUCUUUAGGUGCGCGUUUUAAGCCGAAUACGCCUUCCGCAGAUUUUCCCAUACCUCUUGCUGAUUUAGGGUUUUAG
This is a messenger RNA of Vanessa atalanta (red admiral), 953 nucleotides long. RefSeq lists its product as uncharacterized. The transcript has a single exon. NCBI's taxonomy places the organism in Eukaryota, Metazoa, Arthropoda, Insecta, Lepidoptera, Nymphalidae. The coding region runs from base 153 to 953 and encodes 266 amino acids. The record is from RefSeq and is a predicted model, not a curated record.